UUCUACUGUAUAUAUAUUGUAUAAUUCAUUAUAUAUAUAUAUAUCAAUUUUAUAUUAAUUAAAGUGAAUACAAGAACAGCAAGAAUUGAACUGAUCUCUGAUGACGUUAGCUGCACGUGCAUGUCAUAGAGCAUGGAUCGUCCGAUACCUAACUAAAUUCUCAUUGGAAAAAAGAAUAUGAAGCCACAUCAUGUCUUAUAGUGUGAAGGAAUUCCACCAAUGAAGAUUCCAAAAUAUAUGUACAGCCAAUUCCCCAGCUUUAAUAUGAUUUUAUGUUUCUAUGUUCUUCUAUAAAUACGUAACUCUCACAAACUUUGCUUAAUACAAAAAAAAAAAAAAGAAUAAAAUUCAGACUUAAUAGUAAAACACAUCUUAUAGAACACAUUGGUAUCUUCUUCUCCUAGUUUCUUUCAUGGCUUCCUUAGCAUAUUCCGCUGCAGGACGCUGCAUUUCGUCGUUGAAUAUGGUGGUUUCUGAUAAGGGUGAAUUUAAAAGAGAAGGGUUUUCUUUAAGCAGUGUCAUUUUUGCAGGAAAACGUGAGAAUAGGGACUCCAUUAUUACAAACGUUGCUACACAAAUGCCAGCAAUUAUUCCUUCACCAGAGAAAGAUUUUGCGCCUGGCCAGAAUCACGUUGCGUGGACAAGUGUCCGGCAAGAGAGAUGGGAAGGAGAGCUUGCUGUACAAGGAGAAAUUCCAUUAUGGCUGAAAGGGACGUACCUUAGAAAUGGACCUGGCCUAUGGCACAUAGAGAACUACAACUUCCGGCACCUCUUUGAUGGCUAUGCCACAUUAGUCAAACUCCACUUCGAAAACGGCAGAUUAAUUGCGGGCCACCGGCAAAUCCAAUCGGAAGCUUAUAAAGCAGCCAAAAGAAACAAGAAACUAUGUUACCGUGAAUUUUCAGAAGUGCCAAAGCCAGACAACUUCUUAUCCUACAUCGGCGACCUUGCUAAUCUCUUCUCUGGUGCAUCCUUGACCGAUAACGCCAACACCGGAGUAAUCAAGCUCGGCGAUGGCCGUGUUGUAUGCUUAACAGAAACCCAAAAAGGGUCUAUUAUAGUUGAUCCAGAAACACUGGAUACAAUAGGGAAAUUUGAGUAUAGUGAUUCACUAGGUGGUUUAAUACACUCGGCUCAUCCAAUAGUGACAGACAGCGAGUUCUUAACUUUGUUGCCGGAUUUAUUGAAGCCAGGGUACUUGGUAGUGAGGAUGGAGCCUGGUAGCAAUGAAAGAAAGGUGAUCGGACGGGUGGAUUGCCGCAGCGGUCCAGCACCAGGGUGGGUGCACUCGUUUCCGGUGACUGAACACUAUAUUAUAGUGCCUGAAAUGCCAUUGAGAUAUUGUGCUCAGAAUCUGUUAAGAGCUGAGCCCACACCACUUUAUAAGUUUGAGUGGCAUCCUGAAUCUAAAGGGUUUGUGCAUGUUAUGUGUAAAGCUAGUGGCAAGACUGUGGCAAGCGUAGAGGUACCUCUAUUUGUGACAUUCCAUUUCAUAAAUGCAUAUGAAGAGAGAGAUGAAGAUGGGAGGGUGACUGCAGUUAUAGCUGAUUGUUGUGAACAUAACGCAGACACAAGUAUAUUAGAGAAGCUUAGACUACAAAAUCUUCGCUCUUUCAUGGGUGCAGAUGUGCUACCAGAUGCUAGGGUUGGGAGGUUCAUAAUUCCAUUGGAUGGGAGUCCAUACGGGAAGUUGGAGGCAGCAUUGGACCCAGAUGAACAUGGGAGAGGCAUGGACAUGUGCAGUAUCAAUCCUGCAUUUUUAGGCAUAGAAUAUAGAUAUGCUUAUGCUUGUGGAGCCCAACGCCCGUGCAAUUUCCCUAACACCCUUACUAAGAUUGAUUUAUUCAAGAAAAAGGCAAAAAAUUGGCAUGAAGAAGGUGCCGUGCCAUCUGAACCUUUCUUUGUGGCUCGGCCGGGUGCUACAGAAGAAGAUGAUGGUGUGGUAAUUUCCGUGAUUAGCGAGAAAAAUGGAGAAGGGUAUGCACUAUUAUUAGAUGGGUCGACAUUCGAAGAGAUCGCAAGAGCAAAGUUUCCUUAUGGUCUACCAUAUGGGCUUCAUGGAUGCUGGGUUCCAAAGAAAUGAAACCAGUCGGUAAUGGCUAUGAUAAAUAAAUACAUAUAUAUAUGUAGUUUCUUGGAGCUAGUACAGUACCAUAAUCUUACGUACAUGGUGUUCGUUAGGCGUGAUGUGUUCAUUAUGCAAUAUCCAAUGACAUUGUUGGUGUUGAGGUGCAAAAUAUAAAUAUAUACAUUGCCCCUACAGUGAAAUGUUAUUGGUGUUUAGGGUUUUCUUUAUUACUAUCAUCUUCAUCAUUUGUCUGCCUGUACAGUAUAAAUUAAACCCAUUUUGGUGUAGAUUAUAUUUGUUACUGUGUUUUUCCAGUUUA
Molecule: messenger RNA, 2387 nt
Organism: Ricinus communis (castor bean)
Lineage: Eukaryota; Viridiplantae; Streptophyta; Magnoliopsida; Malpighiales; Euphorbiaceae
Product: carotenoid cleavage dioxygenase 8 homolog B, chloroplastic
Exons: 6
Coding region: 413-2083 (556 amino acids)
Biological process (GO): carotene catabolic process
Cellular component (GO): chloroplast
Molecular function (GO): carotenoid dioxygenase activity
Source: RefSeq, a predicted model, not a curated record